CAGACGAGAAGAAGAAGAGGAGUCCGACAAUGCUGAGGGAGGGACUAGUGGACGACUCCCGGCAAAAGCAGGGCAACUACACUAUCGACAAGCUGAGAUAUGGAACUAGCUAUGACAUCACUGUCACAGUUUUCAACCCUAUUGGGAACUCUUCCACCACCUUCACUCGCUCUACUGAUGGAGGAGCUCGUCAGUCGUGGUCUACCAGGCAACUGGCAUGCAGCAUGCUGCUGGUGCACGAAGCCACUGAGGGAGGAGGAGGAGGUGAGUGGUGGUGAGGAGGGUGGGGGAAAAGGUGUUGAAGAAAACCAAAAGACACCUUCACAGACUCAUCAGGUCGAUUGGGAAGAGGAUGAUGGACUGAUGUCUCUUCCUUCUUUCUCAAGUGAUGAUUUUAUGGACAUGCACGUUGUGUAGUAGCUAGUUGUAUAUAGGAGUCGGUAUGUAGAUUUU
This is a messenger RNA of Geodia barretti, 453 nucleotides long. The record is from the annotation of a GenBank genome assembly. Lineage: Eukaryota; Metazoa; Porifera; Demospongiae; Tetractinellida; Geodiidae.